Molecule: messenger RNA, 2115 nt
Organism: Bufo gargarizans (Asiatic toad)
Lineage: Eukaryota; Metazoa; Chordata; Amphibia; Anura; Bufonidae
Product: vomeronasal type-2 receptor 26-like
Exons: 9
Coding region: 1-2115 (704 amino acids)
Biological process (GO): G protein-coupled receptor signaling pathway
Cellular component (GO): membrane
Molecular function (GO): G protein-coupled receptor activity
Source: RefSeq, a predicted model, not a curated record
AUGGUGUGGGGACGGCCAGGGCGCGCUCGCAUCAUCAGCACGCCCGGCGUCACCCGUUCCCGUGGCAACUGCAAGGUCACAGGGAGCUCUGUGCGGGGGCAGCCUGGGUACGCUCGCGUCAUCAGCGCGCCCGGCUUUGCUCGUUCCCGGGGCAACCACGAUGUGUAUGAGCACCGAGCUGCUCACUCGGCGCUCAGCUGUAUUAGUAUUCUGGAGUCAUGUGACGCUGGCCACGUACCUCUGGACCAGCAAGAAGCUCUACAGAAAAAUCUGUCACCUAUAAAACAGAGAUUGCCAAACACAGAGAUGAAGAGUGGGCUGGCAGAAACACUGCUGAAAUACAUCAACCCAUUGUUCCUGUUGUCUACAUUUUCCAUUACUAAUGAUACCAUUAGGAAUCCAGUGUGUUACUUGGAAGAAAUGUAUAUCCCUAAUUCCUUUGUGAUGGAAGGAGAUGCGAUUAUUGGAGGGGUGCUGAAGGUCUCCAAUUCAGCAACAAUGUCUGGGCUUGGUUUUAACAGUGCACCAUCAGAAAGCACCUGUGAGUUCCCAAUGCUCUAUUACCUCAGACACCUCCUGGCCUUCAUUUUUGCCAUACAGGAAAUAAACAGUCGAGGGGACAUCUUACCAAACAUUACCCUGGGCUACAUUCUCUAUGACUCAUGUGAGGCAGAAAGGAGAGCUCUGCAGAAUACACUCUGUGUUAUCUCAGGGAGAGAAAUCAUGACUCCAAAUUACAACUGCUACCAGAAGGGUCAAUUGGUCGGUAUAGUUGGACAUCAACAAUCAUCUUUAUCAGUUUCAAUGGCGAGUGUGAUUGGAAUCUAUAAGUAUCCCCAGCUCAAUUAUUAUCUGAAGAGGAUUCACGUGUUGACCCCCGGGAAAGAGGAGAUCUAUUUCAAUAGAGAUGGACACUUUCUUCCAAAGUUUGAUGUUUUAAACUUUAUUAUAUUUGAGAAUAAAUCAACGCAGACAAACACAGUUGGAUAUUACCGAGAAACGAAUGGGUUCCAAUUACAAAUAAAUAACAGCGCCAUACGAUGGAAUCCUAAAUUUUUCCAGACUCCCGAGUCUACAUGCAGUAAAAGUUGCCUGCUCGGAUAUCAACGAAUUCCCAUGAAAGGACCACACAAAUGCUGCUACAGCUGUGACACGUGUCCGGAGGGUCAGAUCUCUAAUGCCACGGAUAUGGAGAAAUGUAUGACCUGUCCAAAAGACAAAUUUUCAAACCAGGAAAGGACUGCAUGCAUCCCACGAGCAACUGAGUUCCUAUCACAUGGAGACGCACUGGGGAUAUCUCUCAUUGUCAUCUCUCUGUUAUUCUGUUUCUUGACAGCUGUGAUAUUAGGAAUAUUUGUCAAAUACAAAGACACAGCAAUCGUGAAAGCCAAUAACCGGAACCUCAGCUUUAUUCUUCUCCUCUCCCUUAUGUUAUCCUUUCUCUGCCCUCUGUUAUUUAUUGGACGCCCAUCAAAGUUGUCCUGUCUCCUACGACAAGUGGCUUUUGGGAACAUUUUUACAGUUGCUGUUUCUUCAGUUUUGGCCAAAACAGUCACUGUGGUCUUAGCCUUUCGAGACACCAAACCCGACAGGACCAUAAGAAAAUGGCUCCGGAAGAACCUUGCAACAAGUCUGUUGUUAGUUUCUUCUUUUGGUGAGUUUGUUAUCUGUGUUUUGUGGCUGAUAAUUUCACCACCAUUUCCAGAGCAUAAUACCCAGGUUGCCUUUGAUAAGAUAAUAUUACAGUGCAACGAAGGAUCUUCCAUUGCUUUCUACAUAGUUUUUGUCUACAUUGGAUUCCUCGCUAUGUUGAGUUUUAUUGUGGCAUUCUUGGCCAGAAGACUUCCAGACACCUUCAAUGAGGCUCAGUACAUCACCUUCAGCAUGCUGGUGUUCUGCAGUGUGUGGAUCUCCUUCAUCCCGGCCUAUCUCAGCACCAAGGGGAAAUACACGGUGGCUGUGGAAGUUUUUGCCAUCUCAUCUUCCAGUGCUGGACUUCUGAGCUGUAUCUUCAUUCCCAAAUGUUACAUUAUUCUACUGAAACCAGAACUGAACACAUUGACAAUACUGAAAGAUGAAGAAUCAAAGUCUUUAAAAGAUGUGGACCAAAAAUAA